AUGCGUCACACUCUGCACGUCCUGUUGCUGCUGUUGCUGCUGCUUUGCUGCUGCACCGGUUCUUUUGCAGUCGCUGAGCAUCGCUGCAUAUUUGACCGCAUUUCUCGCAAGGCUGGCCCCCCGAUGAGGGCAGUUGUGCUUGAAUUGCCGAGCCGGGAGCGUGGCGUGACUCAGGUGUUGACUGCCUCUGGGCCCGAUUGGGCGCCCAUCCGUUUUAAGGUCUCCUCCGAGGACAUGAACAAUCCUUCCAAGUACUGCACCGCUGCGGGAGAUGUCCGCUCGGACUUUGAAGGAGGAAUCCGUAUGUGCUUGCAGCAGGAUGUUCUUACGGCCGAAAAAAAGUUCAUCACCUUGAAUCGGUUGAUUCCAGGAGCCAUCAAGAUGCACACGGAUCGUCUCCACGUUCAACCGCUUAUGCUAGGACUGCGUGUGCCUAAUUAUACAUCUGAAACAGCAUGCGGUAGUUUUACUAUACCCAGCUCCCACCACACAACGGGCGUGUUUGGCGCGGACAUAUUUUUGUACGCCGCUGCUGCCCCGACUGAGCCUCCUAGUAUUGCGUGGGCAUUGGGGUGCUCCUUUUUGCCCGAUGGACGUCCUGUGGCCGGGGUGAUAAAUAUUGGACCCCAUGCAGUCAUCGAUUCGGAUUCCACUGUUCGUGUCGCGGCGCAUGAGAUCGCGCACGUGCUUGGGUUUGCCACGUAUGUUUUUAAUCCCAUGAACAUGGUAAAGACAAUACCUGGGGUUCGUGGAAAAAAGAAUGUGGUUGUUGUGUCUUCACCCAAGACGGUGGAAAAGACUCGUGCGCACUUCAACUGCACAAGUGCCCCUGGAAUGGAGCUGGAGGAUGGGGGCGGGGGUAUAAGGCCAUCGUCGCAUUGGGAGAGACGCAACGCGAAGGACGAGCUGAUGGCUUCCAUGAAAGGUGCCGGCUACUACACGGCGCUGACGAUGGCUGCUUUUGAUGACAUGGGCUUUUACAGGGCGCAGUGGAGCAUGGCGGAACAGAUGCCAUGGGGCAGCAACUUCGGCUGCAAACUGCUGACGGAGAAGUGCCUGAUUAAUGGCGUCACCCAGUACCCGGAAAUGUUUUGCGACUCCACAAGCAAUCUUUUGGAAUGCACAUCGGAUCGUGUUGCCCUGGGGAGCUGUAAGAUUGUUGGCUACGACGACCCCCUUCCCGCACAGUUUCAGUACUUCACGGAUCCCAGAGUCGGCGGGCGCUCUGCCGACCUAACGGACUGCUGCCCCUUCAUUGUCCCGUUGCCAAACAUGUGGUGCGUCGAUGGUGAUGCAUAUUUAAUGCGUGGAAGCCGCAUUGGCCCAAGAUCAAAGUGCUUAAAAACGUAUUACCUGCGUGAUCUUCAUGGUCUCAUUGGGGACGUCUGUGCUGAGGUGGCGUGCGACACCGACGAGUUGCUUGUGCGGUACCUUGGUGAUGAGACCUGGCAUGCAUGCCCAGAGGGCAGCACUAUCACACCAACUUCGCCGUUCUUCAGGGACGGGGAGAUUGUGUGCCCGAAGCGCAGUGAAGUGUGUUAUGUCCACUAG
This is a messenger RNA of Trypanosoma rangeli, 1551 nucleotides long. Its product is annotated as surface protease GP63. Gene Ontology annotation, cellular component: membrane; cytoplasm. The record is from RefSeq and is a predicted model, not a curated record. Gene Ontology annotation, biological process: proteolysis; cell adhesion. The transcript has a single exon. NCBI's taxonomy places the organism in Eukaryota, Euglenozoa, Kinetoplastea, Trypanosomatida, Trypanosomatidae. The coding region runs from base 1 to 1551 and encodes 516 amino acids. Gene Ontology annotation, molecular function: metalloendopeptidase activity.